AUGACCUCGUACGACCGCCACGCCUCGCACGACUCGCCCUACCGCACCGGCCGUCACAUCCCCAUUCCCCAGAGCCGCCACGCUGCCCUCAGCUCCAUCACGGCGAGCGGCGCCGAGUCCCGCGCCGACCUGCACUCGCCCUACCAGCACGACGAGCUCGCGACCAGCAAUGGCUUCAUCGGCUCCCCCCAGGGCCCCAUGUCUCCCAGCUCCCCCUACUCGCCUGGAAUGCGUGGCUCCCUGAGCCGCCAGGCCACCAUGGACUCGGACACGUUCGACAAGGGCGCCAAUGGCCAGAUCCAGAUGCAGGACUUCAACGAGGGCCUGCCCCCGCCACCACCUGUUAGCCACUCGUGGAGGCGUAUCGACCGCUGGGUCGAGGACCACUACCAAGAGCUCUUCGACAACUUGUGCGAGGGCUGCACAUCAAACGACGUCAACGAGCUGGAGCACGAGCUCGAUGCGACGCUCCCCAUGGACAUUCGCGAGUCGCUGCAGGUCCACGACGGCCAGGAGCGCGGUGGUCUCCCGACCGGUGUCAUCUUUGGCCUCAUGUUGCUCGACUGCGAGGAGAUUGUCAUGGAGUGGAAGAACUGGCGAAAGGUCGCUGAGGAAUACCUCACCACAAAGGUCGACUACCGAACACCGCAAAUCCCAGUCAAGGCUUUUGCCGGCUCCUCUACAGCUCCUCCUGUGGCUACAGUCCAGAGCACAGGCAACCCCCUCUGGCGACAAGACCUCCUCGCGCGUCAGGACUCGCAGCCCCCGAAUGCCGUACAAAAGGCCUAUGCCCACCCAGCAUGGAUCCCUCUGGCUCGCGACUGGGGAGGCAACUACCUUGCCGUCGAUCUCGCUCCGGGUCCCAAUGGCACAUGGGGCCAGAUCAUCAUCUUCGGCCGCGACUACGACUGCAAAUAUGUCGUCGCACGCUCGUGGGGCGCUCUGCUAGCCAUGGUCGCAGAUGAUUUUGCCUCCAAGGACGUACACAUGGAUGAGGAGACGGGCGAGCUGAAGCUAUUGGCAUUCAAGAAGCAGAACGUUGAGCCACCCUACCUAGAAGUCCUCCGCUGGCGAUGCGAUCAGAAGCACGGUCGCCGGCGGCCCAAGGGACGCCCGAACAGCGGUCUGCGUGUCAACCCCAACGCGCCGGGUAUGGUCGUCCCCAGUAGCACUGCGAGCAGCCCCUACCACAGCCCUGUAAUGGGACCAGAAGACCGCGGCCGAAGCCCCCACCGCCUCUCCAAACCACCCAAAGGCGUCAGCCCGCGUGGCAAACUUUCAAGCCCGCUCGCCCGAGUUGCGGAAGAAAACCCAGCACCGAUCCGCGUCCACACGAACCUCGAUGCCAAGGCUGCCACACCCUCGGAGAACCUGAUCUCCAUGGACACACCAAGGCCCAGUGACGAGCUCCCCACUGCCCGCCUACCUACUCCCCGCGACAGUCUCAGCAGCGAUAAGGAGAACAACAAAGAGAACCAAGACACCAAGCCUUCUUCACUGAAAAGCCCAAAGUCGGUGAAGAGCCCUAUCGCUGCCACCGCCGAAACAGAAGAUCUCAAGACUGUCGAGAUAUAG
Molecule: messenger RNA, 1575 nt
Organism: Alternaria arborescens
Lineage: Eukaryota; Fungi; Ascomycota; Dothideomycetes; Pleosporales; Pleosporaceae
Product: Glucan synthesis regulatory protein
Exons: 1
Coding region: 1-1575 (524 amino acids)
Biological process (GO): cell wall biogenesis; regulation of fungal-type cell wall biogenesis
Cellular component (GO): mating projection tip
Source: RefSeq, a predicted model, not a curated record